GGUGCAAGAAAGAGUCGAAUGAGAUCGUCAGUUGUAAUGUAGAACAGCAGGUUUGCAUUUAGAUUACGUGUUAGAUCAGUAUAUAACAUUAUGAGAAAAACUAUGUUUUAAUCAAACUGAGUGCAUAUAACGCUACCCCAGUUUCAGGUGGUGUGUGGGGGUCGAGGAAGAGUGAAAGGAGUGCCUGCGAAGAAAAACUACCGCAAAUUUUGUGCCGAUCAACGAUCGGUUUAGCUGACUGGUUCGUCGAGCUGGCUUUGCGGCGGAUUGGCUGGGAGCAGAGCGACGGUCGAGAUGGCUGAUUUCUACGAUCCAGCAAGUCCAACAGAAGAUGACUUGGCUUGUGGGACGUCUGAUGAUGAUUCUGCUGCUAAGGUUUUAUCCAGUACAUCAGCGUCAUCAACAAGAUGUGUCAGACGCACAGAAGAUGACAUGGAUGUUCGAGAGACACAGGCAGCAUCAAGUAGUGCUCCUGAUACAGCUUCUGUAACCUUGCCUACCAAUCCUCCAAGUCUGUCCUUGAAUGUGUCCAUGAUUCCACCAAGUGUAUCAUUAAACCCUCCAAGUAUUCCUUCUCAUGUGCUGGUAUCUUCAGAACCUGAAGUCCUAGCUGAGUUUCCAACCAUAGACUUAGACAAUGUUCCACUUCCACCAACUCCACCUCAAAGCAGCAAGUCUUUCCCUGUACCACCUUCACCUGCAUCUCCCCCAGUUCCCAGACGAGGAAAGAAAAAAAAGAAAAAUAAACGAAGAGAGGAAGAGGCACCUCCUCCCCCACCUCCUAAGAGAACGGUCCAAAAAGCGCGCAUCGCAGAAUUAUGCGAACAGAGAGGGUUUUGAUUACAAGACAUAUGUCUCUGAAGAACCUCCACCACCACCACCACCACCACCACCACCACCACCUCCACCUGAUACCGAAUUGCCAUCUACCUUAAAAACAGUUGAAGUUGAGGAACAGUCUCUAGCACAGAAGCUUUUAAGUAAAGCAAUCAGUUCGGCCACUGCUGAAGAAAAUAAGAACUCAUUAGAAACACCUUCAGUACAGAUGCCUUUGAAACAGGCAGGUGUGAAGGGAAAAGUAUCAUUUCAGAUUAAAUCAUUUAAAAAGCCAAUUGUGCCAGUUACAGAUGAAGAGCUGGUGGAGGAGGCCAAAGAUAACGAGAACGAAGUAGCAGCAGGUGAAGUUCCUGUCCAAGCUAAGUCUGCUUUUAAACUAGAUAUAUUUGAAGAUGCUCAGGAUAAAGAUGAAGAUAAAUCUGAAGUGAUACCUGUUAGGUUUAAGGUGUUGAAGAAACAUGACAUGUUUAGGCCGGGUGUUAAAGAAGAAAUACAAAGUGAGGAUAAUAAGGCAUCAGCAGUGCCAGAAGUGCCACACCACACUGCUCAGGAAGCUAAGGAACUUGCUCUGAAAUAUAAAGAGGUGUUGGAGAAAGCUCUUCGUCAGGGCUCGUCCACCGACCCAGCUGGUGAUGCUGCCAUUGAAAAAGAUGGCACAGGCUCUGAUGGUUAUAAAGCAGUAAAAGAAAUCGAAUCUAAUUCUAAUGAAAUCCUGGGUCAAAGUGUGGAUACUGCAACAAGAAAGGAGACUGGUUUGGGACUGAAGAGACCAUCUCGUUACACAGGCGAUCGAUCUCCCGACAGACGAUCUGUACGUCACAGAGGCAGCCAGUCUGAAGAAAGGGACCGUAAAAGAUCUCCUGCUAAGGACCGCACGCACCAAAGAUCACCUGAUAAAGAUAGGUACCACCGAAAGGAUUCUUCCCCAAAACGUGAAAGAUCUCGCACACCAAACAGGGAAAGAUCACGCACUCCAAAAAGGGAUCGGUCACGCACACCAAAAAGAGAAAGGUCAAGGACACCAAAAAGGGACAAGAGAGAUCGAUCUCGUACGCCUGACAGAAUACAUUCUCGUCGGUCCAGAGCCUCUAGGGAUAGGUCAAGAAGUCCUGUAGUCCGAAUUCCUAGCCGGAGACGAUCACGAUCACCUGUACGAAGUCGAACCCGUCGAGGAAGAUUGUCUCCUUUCAGAAACCGGUCUCGCAGUCGUUCUCCCUACAGGGUGCAUUCUCGCAGACGAGGCAAGUCAUCCAGUCAGUCACAGUCAAGAUCGCAUUCUCCUACACCUGCGAGGAUUUAUUCUGCUAAAAGCAGGCGCUCUCCUGUUCGAAGAAGGUCAAGGACUCCAAACAGGCGAAAGUCGAGAACCCCAGAUAGACGGUCGAGAACUCCAACUAGGCGAAGGUCAAGAACCCCAGAUAGACGAAAGUCAAGAACUCCAGAUAAAAGGAAGUCAAGAACUCCUGAGAGACAAAAGUCGAGAACUCCAGAGAGACAAAAGUCGAGAACUCCAGAGAGACAAAAGUCCAGGACCCCAGAUAGACAAAAAUCAAGAACUCCAGAUAGAUGCGAGUUAAAAACACUAGAUAAAUUGGGCGUAAAUAGAGAAAAUGUUUCCCAAGUUGAAAAUAAAUUCAGUGCCGAUGAUGUGAGUAAAGAUGUGAGUGAAGACGUGAGUAAAGAAGUAACUGAGAUACAAAAAAGUGUAGUUGAGGAGGAACAUGUUCACACUGAGGAUGUAUUUAAAGAGAGGGAUCCUAAGGAUAUCAGAUCGUCAUAUGAAACUGAACAGGAUAAACUAGUUACACAUAGUCUUCCUGAAGUAUCUCACAAAACAUCUAGUGAAAGACAAGUGUCUGGUGAAACACAAAGUCAGAGUAUGACAGAUCAAGUGGAAGAAGAACAUGGGACUUCCACGGAAAUGGAACAAAUAGUAUUAACACAGCACACUGUAGGAAAUGCUACUGGGGAAUAUUCAGCUUCUAAGGAUAUUAAAGAUAAUUUUAGUCAGGUCCAUGCCAUUGAUGAUUCAAGAGUGAAUACUAUUAAACAUAAAACAUCUGAAGAAGAUGCUUCUUUAGCAUCAGUAAAAGCUAGACUCUCAGAGCUGUGGUCAUUGCCCUUAGAACCUAUAAUACCCAUAAAGGAAGGUAUAUCGGUAGCUAAAGUCAAGUCCAAGACAUCUGAUAUGGAUAAAGUCAUUAAAGGUAACAAGGGUAAGAAAGUGCAUGCUGAUAAAAAUGAGGAGAAAGGGUUUGUUGAAAAAAUCAAGGAAAAAACGGGAAAGCUUGAUGCCAUUGAGGAUUUUGAAAAUGAACCCUUGUCUCAAGCUCAUAUUAGUUCAGCGCAUAUUGAUAGUAAAGUGAAGAAAGCAUCUUUGGAUAAAAUGGAGGACAGUGAAGUUUUACCUGAAGCCCAUAGUAAUUUAUUACCAAAAGCUAUCAAAGAAAAGAAAACAUCUUUUGAUAGCAGUCAAAACCAUGAAAGUGAUGUGUCAGCUGAAGUGCAAGUGAAGGGUAAGGUCAAGAAAACAUCUCUUAGUGAGAGUGAGGGCAGGGAAAGGGAAGCAGUUGAAGAGCGUAGUAGGUCAGGGCAUGAAGGUGGUAAAGGAAGGAGGACAUCUGUUGAUAGAGGUGGUGAUAGAAAGGAAAGUGAUGUUCCAAUUGAAGCUAGUACUAAUCCUAUUCAGAAAGAUGUGUUUGUGUAUCAUCAGUUUGAAAAGUCAAAAUGGGAGGACACGGACAGUUCAGAAUUGACGGACAGUAGUGUUUUGGAAUAUUCCUCCAAAUUUGGAGACCGAUACAAACCAUCACGCGAUAGAGAUCGGUUGGAUCAAAAGGGUAGAGCAGGUGCUUUAGAUAAAGGUAAUAGACAGUCAAAAUUAUGUGAUGAUAAGCCUUAUUCCAGAAGACAAUCUUGGGAGGAAAGUUCAAGACAGCAUCGAAGACCAGAAAAACAUAGUACAUACAAAAAACAAGAGAAUCGAGAUUAUCAUGAAAGUAGUGAAAAAAUUCCAUAUGAUCGAGAUUAUAAAUCCAGAAGCAGGCAUUCACAUAAGGAUUUCUGUUCCACACCAGACUCUCUUUCUGAGAAGUCUACCAAAUCUCUGCCUAGAAGUCGCGAGUCUGAUGUCAGAGGUAUUAAAAAUCGUGUCGGUGUUAAAAAAGGUGAUGAGAAGGAACAUGAACAGGCUGGAGGUAAUGUUGCUAAAGUUAUUGUUCCUGGAGGAUUUUCAAGCAUAGUGUCAGCUUAUGGAUCAGAUUCAUCAGAUGAAUCAAACCUGUCUCCAUUAACUUUGUCUGAGCAGACAGAGGUAAAAAAAAACUUGGAUAAUAAAGUUAUAGAUGCUUCGAAAAUGGUGAUGGGAGAACAGAAAAACUUAAGUUUGAAAACUGAAAUAUUUGAAUGUUCAGGAUAUUCAGUAAGAUCUGAAAAAGUGAAACAUGAAAGUCAGAACACUCGGGAAUCUGAUUCUAAACAAACAUCUGUUGCCUGUCACAAUGAAAAUAAUAGUGCCAUAGGUUGUUCAGCAGCAGACGAAACAACAUAUAGUGGCAAUGCUUCCUCCAAGUCUCAGUUUAAUAUCACAUCAUCUGCUUGUGUUAAAGUGGUUUUGGCUGAUUCAUCUGAAACAUUACAGACCAUUCCAGUGAGUGUAAGAUGUUCAACUAGUAAUGUAGACUUAAAUCAGAAACUGCUAGUUAGUGAUUGUUCUUCAGGAAAAACACAUACUGCUUUGUUAGUUGAUGAAAUGAAUAUUGAAGGUCAGCUGUCUUCAUCCCCAUCAUCAUCACCACCGCCACCACCACCACCAUCAUCACCACCGUCACCUCCACCUCCACCGCCAUCAUCACCACCACCACCACCACCACCUCCAUCUUUGCUACCUCCAGCAUCUCACCAAACUCAAGUUUUAAAAUAUAACGAAAAUGUAAGCUCGUGUUUCAGCAGUCAUACCACUCGGAUUCAGACUGAUAAAGAAAUGAAGAAGAGUGUUGGUGAUAACUUUCAUAUAAACAGAGAUUUUCCUUUGUCUUUACCAUCGAUUGUUACAACAGAGGGUAGUUCACCAUCAGCUGCCACGACAGAGGGUAGUAACAGUGACAGUGUCAGUAGUUCAACACUUGUAGGAAGUACUCGGAGUUUGUCACCGGUUCUACAGUUAGGUGAGGAAGCACAUGCAGGUAGUAGCUUGAGUGUUUCUGUUACUGGAUUAACUGAUUCACUAAUGCAUUCAGACAGUCUGUUCUCACCUGUGGUAACAUCGUCUGUAGAUGAAGCUGAAAGACGUCCAGGUCUACGUGGUCCAGUACAAAUUGCCUCGCAUGCAGUGAUCACUCCUGCUGUGUCAAAGUUUGUCAAAUCUUCAAAGAUGAGUUCUUCUCUACAUGGAGACCAUUCUAAUAUAGAUGCAGUUCAUCCUGCUAUAUUUGAAUCAGCUAAAAUUAGUGUACCAGUCAUAAACAUCAGUAGUGAAGAAAUAAAUGUUAGUAGACUAAAACAUGAUGUAGAUACUGGAUCUGUGCAAGUAAAAUUUAAAACAGAAAUGAAUGAUGUCUUGGAUGCAAAGAAAUGUGAUAGCCUUACUGAAAAUGGUUUGCCCGAUUUACAGAAACACUCUCCUACAAGGAUACUUUCUCCUACAGAAAGGUUUUCUCUGGCAAAGGUUGAUUCAGAUGAUUUUGAGGUAAUGAAGCCAAGCUCCGAUUCCUUUGAGAGUAUGCAGUUUGAUAAGGGAGAGCAGCUUGAGGUGCCUUCGUGGGAAAGUGUAGAACAACCAAGUGUUGGUAGGUCUCCUAGUGACUUUGAAUUAGGUCAGGACAAAACAUCUAAAGAUGGCAGAGUAUUAGGGGUGAAGGUUGCAGUUGGCGAAUCAUCAGACAGUGAGGUUUCAGAAUCAAACCAGAAGGAACAAGUUGUUCGGGAACCUGAAUUGUCAUUUGAGAUGCAUGCUGAAAUUACUGCUGUUGACAAGGAGAAGAGUGUUCCUUUUGAAGUUGCAGGAGCUGUAAUAAUAGAAGGCAAGGAAAAUAGUAAUACAGUCACAGAAGGUAAGGAAUUUACACCAGAUACUUCAUCUGCCUGUGAAAGUUCUGCCCCAGUUGCUAGUCCUGUAAAAGGUGCUGUAACAAGAAGUAGAGGACGGAUAUCUAACACAAGUAACAAUGAUUCUGCUGUGGUGUCUGAAUCAAGUGAUGUAUCAAUCGAUAGUCCCACACAGCUACGGAGACGUAGUGGGCGUUUGCAGAAGAAAUUUGAGCAAAAUCCUAUCAAGAUGGAUGUGCCAAAGAAAGUUCCAGAAAAGAAAGGCAAGAAAGAUAAAAAGUCACAGCCUGUCGAGAUAAUAUUGCAGAAUCUUGAGCAAGUCACAGAAACAAAUUUGAACAAGAUAGAUGACAAUCAAGCAAAAAUGUUCAUUAAGACUUUUGAUGAAGUGUCUUCUGAAAAGAUACCGGCAUCUGUUCAAGGGUCUAUUGAAAAAUCAGCAGCAACAUCUACUGAAACCAGUGAAAUAGUUCCUGUUGAGUCGAAGGAAAGAACCAAAACAGUCAUGGUCUUUAAAACAAAGAGUAAAAACAAACUACAACAGAUACCAGUGAUAAAUAUACAGAAAAUAGAAGUAGUAGGUGCUGGAUCAAAGCAGUAUGAUGAUCAGCCAAAAAUGACAUGCCCCUCUAGUUCGAAUGAGAGUGAGGAAACAGACACAACAUUACCUAAAAAGUCAGUUGUUGAGGAAGAACCUCAAAAGAUACCCACAAUAGAACAGUUAGAAGUUAAAAAUGAAUUUGGCUCAAAAGAUGAUAAUUCAAAAACAGAUUUUCUGUUAAAAGUGAUAGAGGAGAAAAGGAAAAUGGAUAUUCGUCUGGAAGAAAGAAAAAAGGCUGAGGUAAAAGAGAAACGUUUACGAGAUGCUCGGGAAGAAAAAGAUCUUCGUGAUCAAGAGGAGCGUGAAUGCCGUGAACGAGACCGGAGGGAGCGUGACCGUGAACGACGAGAGAAGGAGGACCGAGAUCGGCGAGAGCGAAGUCGCAAGAAAUACAGUGAUGACAGCGAGGAUGAUGACCGCUACUACCGCAGUCACACCAGACGGCGCCGGGAUCGAGACAGAGACGACAAGAGACGGGAUGAACGGCGGUCACGUGAUCGGGAUGAUCGCGAUCGGUCUUACCGCGAAUCAAGAUCACGGAGACGUUACGAUCGUAGAGACAGCAGGUCACCUGACUACAGGAGAGAUAGCCGUUCUCCUGACUACAGGUCAAAAAGUAGGUCUAAUAAGAAAACUGAUAGUUCAUCAAAGUCUUCUAAACCUCAAGUGUCUUCAUCUCAAAGCGAGAAGGAUGGAUCUUCACCACGGUCAUCCAAGAAUGAUUCAGGUCACAGUCCACUGAGACCAGAGAAGGUGAAAUCAAGGUGGAGGAGAGCCAGUGAGGCGGAACAGAAAUCAGAAUUGUCUGAUGUCACAAAAGUAACUGUUGAAACAGAAAAGGCUCCAUCACAGGAAGCUGCUGUUGCACUGUUCCCUCCAACAGAACAUAUACCAGUAUCUACUAGUCAGAUUGCCUUUCAACCAGAAGCUAUUCCUAGUCCAGCACACAGCCAGCAAGUGUUUUCUCACCCACCUCCAGGCUAUGGACAGCCAGGGGUUCAUGGAGUUCCAGCUAAUUAUCAACAUGGACCUAUUGAUUUUGAGACCAACCCUCCAUGCUUUGAAACUGGACCACCACCACCACCAGUUCAUCCAUCUGGAUAUGAAGUCCAUCCACAGAACAUGCAUCCACAUGUUCAGCCUUUUGGUCCUCCUAACUUCCAGCAUGGUCCUCCUCAGUACCAACAACCUCCAUUUCACCAAGGACAGCCACCAUUUCAACAAACGUCAGUAUAUGAUCACAUGGCCCCAGCAUAUGAACAGGGACCAUUUCAGCAAAGUCCUGCUCCAGUGUAUCCUAGCUAUGACUAUCAACAGUAUCCUCAAACUGUACCUUCUAUACCUCAAUACCCAUCUGCUGAAUAUCAAUCCAGCCAGCCUUUCAUACCUCAAGGUGAUAACCAGAUACAUCAGCAACCAUUCCAGCCUACAAGCUAUGUGAAACCUAUAGUGCAUGGAGUUCCAGUGCCAGAUAUGGUACAAGUUCCACCAGAUGGUGCAGGUGCAAGACAGAUGCCUCCGGUUUCUGUACCAAUUUCAGUUGUGGCUACAGGAACAUCUUCAGCAGUAUUGGACACUCAAAGCUCAGGAAGGGUUCUUGUUCCAGUGCCAGUAACCUCAUCAGUACAAACAGAAGGGAAAAAGUUUUCUGCCAAACUUUUCUGGAAGUCGUCCAAACCAUCUCCUUUGACUAAACCAGCAGAAACAUUUCAGUCUUCCAAACCAGUUGGUGAACAAAACAAGGCUACAUUAUCUUCAUCUAAGGCUUUAGUGAUUCCGACUCCAUCUUCAAAGGCUGUAACACAAGCUGAUGAGAUUCCUACCUCUGUAACCUCUGUAAACUCGAAACCUCUUCCAGCUGUUCAGAAACCAGUCACAGAAGACCCAUGGGAUCCAAAUUUUGAUUUGGUUGUUCCUCCAAAAGUUGAAGAACCUGAGCCUGAACGUUCUGUCACUCAAAAAAGAUUGUCAACUGACAGUGGUAUCAUAGUUCCUCCAAAGAAACAGAAGUACAAGCUUCUAGAUUUUACACAAGCAGACACGACAUCGGGGACAAGUCUGGAAUCGGAGAAGCCUUUUGAGAAAGUCGGUGAGUCGGCAAAGACUGCUGCAAAACAAAGUGAAAGUUCCGAGUCAAAAGAAAAUGUGAAACCAAAGUCUGAAGUGGUGGAAAGCAAACUUGAACAUCCAUACUUUGAAGACAUCCAAGAAAACAUCUAUCUGUGUGAAAGGAGGAAAUCUAAACAGAUGAAGAGGAUGGUGUGUGACUGCACGACAUCAAAGGAGGAUCGAGAAAGUGGCAUAGUGGCUUGUGGUGACGACUGCCUCAAUAAAAUGUUACUUAUAGAAUGUGGCUCUCGUUGUCAGUGUGGGGAAUACUGCCAGAAUAAACGCUUUGUAAAGAGGGAGUACAGCAGUGUUAGUCCGUUCUGCGCUGGAAGCAAGGGCUGGGGUCUUACGGCCAGUGAAGAACUCAAAUGUGGUCAGUUUAUAAUGGAGUAUGUUGGAGAGGUGUUAGACUUCCGUGAGUUCAAGAACCGGACGAAGCAGUACGCCAAGGUGAACAUCGUCCAUCACUACUUCAUGGCCCUGACGGCAGACGAGGUGAUUGACGCCACCAUGAAGGGCAACAUCUCGCGCUUCAUCAACCACAGCUGUGAUCCCAACUGUGAAACACAGAAGUGGACUGUAAGUGGUGAACUCAGAAUUGGUUUCUUUGUUAGACGAGAUAUUCAGGCCGGAGAAGAGCUCACGUUCAACUACCAGUUUGAACAUUAUGGUGAGAACGCUCAGAAAUGUUACUGUGGAGCGUCAAACUGCCGUGGUUUCAUUGGCACAGCCAAGACAAUGCCAUUGCGGAAGAAAAAGGACAAGAUUGUGAAGAAAUCUGAAUUAUUUGAAGAUGAAAUGUUGGAAGAAGAGAUAGAGGAAAUGACAGCACUGGAAGGACUGCGUAAAAAAGAUCAUGUUCUCAACUUCUGUCGACUGAUGGUGAGGGCGGUCCGCAUAGACCACAGACUAGAGUUGCUACGCAUUCUACAGGAAACGCCUGAACCCGCCUGUCUGAGAUUCUUCCUCGACUACCACGGCUUGCCAUUGCUCUGGAGCUGGCUCGCGGAUCAAGCCAAAGAAAUGACUGAACUCAAGCUCAAGAUUCUUCAAACACUGAAGCUGCUGCCCAUCAAGAGUCGGACUGUCCUUGUGGAAAGCAAGAUAUUACCCAUCAUUCAGCAGUUGUCUGAACCUGACAGUGAGGCCGAUUCCAACUCGGACCCUCAGCCGGUUCCAUCCAGUCAGACACCAGUCUCGAUCCUCGCCAAACUGAAGCACCGCAUGAAAGAUCGACUUCUCUUUAAAAAACGGGUAACAUUUGCUGAUGAAGCAACGAGUUCUGAUAGCGAUUUGUCGGACUCCAGUAAAAUAACAAGUGUACAGCAGGGUGAUACCGAACUGAAGCUGGGUGAUACCGAACUGAAGCUGGGUGGUACUGAACUGAAGCUGGGUGAUACCGAACUGAAGCUGGGUGAUACCGAACUGAAGCAAGGUGAUACCGAACUGAAGCUAGGUGAUACCGAACUGAAGCAAGGUGAUACCGAACUGAAGCAGGGUGAUACCGAACUGAAGCAAGGUGAUACCGAACUGAAGCUACGUGAUACCGAACUGAAGCAAGGUGAUACCGAACUGAAGCAGGGUGAUACCGAACUGAAGCAGGGUGAUACCGAACUGAAGCAAGGUGAUACCGAACUGAAGCAAGGUGAUACCGAACUGAAGCAAGGUGAUAAAGAAUUGAAACAGGGCGAUAUGGAAUCGAAACAGGGCGAUACGGAAUCGAAACAGGGCGAUACGGAAUCGAAACAGGGCGAUACGGAAUCGAAACAGGGCGAUAUGGAAUUGAAGCAAGAGGUUUCCGAAUCGUGUUCUGUAAAGACUGAACCUGGAAUUGAAAAUUGCGAAACUGCUGUGAGUAAUAAAGCAGAAACAGACAGUUUGGAUGUUGUUUCUGCUGGUGAGACAUCUAGCGAGCAAACUGGCAAGGAAGACAACUCUUCAUCUGAUGGAAAUGCAGUGGGAACUACUUUGCCAUCACGUGAGGAGAAUAUCCAGGGAGAUAACUCUGUUGAGUUGAAUGUUAUUGCCACAGACACUAUUACAGUGGACGGAAGUGACAGUGUUAAACAGGAAGAUGAGGUAGCAGUGAGUGAAGAGGUUGAAAAAGAUGCUACUAAAGAGGUUGAAAUGGACACUAAAGAGGUUGACACCUCAAUAAAAGACGAAACAGAUGGUAAAGAGGUUGUCAUUGUGGUUAAAGAUGAGGUGGCAGCUCUUGCUAAAGAACUGUUGGAACUGUGGAAAGACCUGAAGGAUUACAAGAUACCGAAAAAGGAGAGAAUGGAGGAAUUGAAAAAGACUGAAGCAGAACUAGAUGCACGAUCAAAGUUGCCAGAUAUUAAGGGAUACAAAGAGCGUUUUAAAGACCGAAUCAAGCGGAAAGUGUCGCCGGUUACAAGCAAGACCAGGAAAACCCUGUUGCCUACUCCGGAUGCCAUGACGAAAAUAGAGCGGCGCCAGUUAUUUGAGGCCCAGGUUCGGGCGCAGGACGAGCUGAAUGCCGAAAUACAGCGCCAGCACGAUGAGUACAUCAAACAGAUGUACGAACAGGACCCCAACUACAACCCGCAGUUUGACCCUAACCUCGCACAGUUCCUGCAGCAAGAACAAGACCCUAAUCAACUUUUGGACCCUAACUUACAGUAUGCAGACCCUAAUGCAUAUGUGGACCCUAAUACAGGUUACGUGGACCCUAAUACAGCAUAUGUGGACCCUAAUACAGGGUAUAUUGACCCGAAUACCGGCUACAUCGACCCAAAUACACAGUUUGUGGAUCCCAACAUGGGUUACGUAGAUCCGAAUUCUGGAUAUGUGGACUCUAAUGCCCAGUUUGUGGACCCAAAUUCGGCUUACAUAGACCCCAAUGCAGCAUAUGGUCCUGGUGCCCAGUUUGUGAACAUGGAAGCUGGAGUAGUUGCAGAUCCGGCGUUCCAGGUACAGCAAGGCGUAGUAGAUGUUCAGCAUGCAGCAUUUUCAGAACCGGGGCAGCAGGCUUCCUUCCAGCAAUAUCAGGUUCCGUCCCACCUUCAACAGCAGGCAGCAGCGUUGACUGUACAGCAGCAGCAGCAGCAUUUUGUAGACCCUCAGACGGGGACCCCACAAGUGUUAGCCCAACACCCGGGCACCGCAGUGCAGACAGCCAGCCAGGUCCAGCAGGCUGUGUCAGCCGUCACGCACGUGUUGUCGGGGGUUACAGACAGUCAAGCCGUCCUUCCAGCUGUACAUGCCGUUGCGGCUGCCGUCGCUGAUGUUUCAAACGAUCAGCAUGCAAAUCUGGUCGUGGCGCAGGUACAGCAGCUUCAUCAACUGUUGGCAAUGCAGCAGAACCUGGCAACGAUCGAGGCGGCAUCCCCGACAACAGCUGCCCCCCAGCCACUGGUGGAGGAAGACGUGCCUCCCCCGCCGUCCAUACCCAAACUGAAACUCCCACCCAAGUGGAAAUCGGCCAAGGACAAGGAAGGCAGAACAUAUUAUUACCACAGUAUAACAAAGGUAACGCAGUGGGAAAUACCCACCUGGGACCAGUCAGAAGACAUGGAUUUGUCCACUCCGGAAUAUAAAGUGAAAUCGAAGAAGAAAAGCAAGACGACAACAGCUGCAGCAGACACAUCGAGUGACACGAAGAAGCUAAAGGACCAGUUCAGACAUGAGAUGUCUGCCUUUGUUGUGACGUGUUUGAAUCCAUUCAGAAAACCCGAUUGUGUCAAUGGAAGAAUAUGCAGUACAGACGAUUUUAAACAUCUUGCCAGAAAGCUGACCCAUCACGUGAUGGCCAAGGAGCUGAAACACUGCCGACACGUGGAAGACCUCGAGGUUAACGAGAGUGUGAAGGGCAAGGCCAAAGACUAUGUGAAGAAAUACAUGUCCAGGUUUACCGGCAAAUACCAGAAAGAUGACGACGAUUUCUAACACAACCUGUCCUUGAAGUGCUCUUUAUUUAUAAUGUGAUAGUCUUGAAACAGAGUGAAACAUGACACGGAAGCAGUGUAAGACUCGAGAUGAAGGCUGUUCGUGUAAAAGUGAAGACACUUGGUUGAAAGAUAAAUGCUGAAGGAGAAGACCUUUUUUCCAAAGUUGAAGGUCUUUUGUCCUGCGUUAAAGGCUGGCUGUUCAAAGGGGAGAACCAUUUGUCAAAGUUGAAGACUGUCCAAAGUUGGAAAUUGUUUUCCCGGUGCUGGUGCCUUAGUUCAGUAAAUACAACAAAGUAUAGCUCCACGAGAUAGGACUAAUGUAUGGAGUCUGAGCAAUGAUUUGAUAUUCAGUAAAUACAACAAAGUAUAGUUCUACGAGAUGGGACUAACGUAGAGAGUCUGAGCAAUGAUUUGACAUUCAGUAAAUACAACAAAGUAUAGUUCUACGAGAUGGGACUAAUGUAGAGAUGGGACUAAUGUAGAGAGUCUGAGCAAUGAUUUGACAUUCAUUAAAUACAACAGUAUAGUUCUACGAGAUGGGACUAACGUAGAGAGUCUGAGCAAUGAUUUGACAUUCAGUAAAUACAACAAAGUAUAGUUCUACGAGAUGGGACUAAUGUAGAGAUGGGACUAAUGUAGAGAGUCUGAGCAAUGAUUUGACAUUCAGUAAAUACAACAAAGUAUAGCUCCACAAGAUGGGACUAACGUAGAGAGUCUCAGCAAUAAUUUGAUGUUCAGUAAAUACAACAAAGUAUAGCUCCACGAGAUGGGACUAAUGUAGAGAUGGGACUAAUGUAGAGAGUCUGAGCAAUGAUUUGACAUUCAGUACAUCUUGACGUGAAGUAAUACCUACCCGCUAACAAAUCAACAAUGAAGUUCACAUAGGUUAACAAGGAUGGGGUUACCAUUGUAUAGUGCAAAACUGACAUUCUGCUGGAGGAACCAUCCACUGAGUUGCUGGUUAAUCAUUGCCACACCGGUGUGUUCAUUUGGCUGAUUACCAAGGGUAAGAAACCUAAUAUGGCUGGAUGGUUGACUUAUUGUUGUGUUUAGUUCUCUAAAUCAUCGUUCCUUUGUUAUAAAGACUUUUCAGAUUGAUUUUUAACAAGGGCUAUAAUCAGUUGUCCACUGGCUACAACAUCUCAGUUUGACUGGAAUCCAGGGAUACCAUUGCAGCAGUCCCAGAAAUGAAAAUGAUGUCUUGCAAAAAAACUAGCAUCCAGAGUCAGGCAGUUUCUGUCAGAAAAUAUUUUCAUAUCCUGAUGAUAAUUAUAGUGCUUAUUAACUACACAUUUUUAAAAAUUAAUUAUUCACUUAGCACAUUGUCAAAAAAAACUAAACUUAUGAAAAAAACAAAAAGGAUUUUUUUUAAAUCUCCAUCUUCAUACUUGUAGAAUUUGAGAGAAAACAUAGCCUGGUUUAAGGUAAUACAAAUUAAAAGAUUUGUUUAAUGACUCCACAAAAGCACAUUGACCUUUUAAUCAAUGUCUGCAGGAUGUAAAACAUUUGAUAAUAUGGACAUAUCGUUUUAGAGGAAACCUAUAUUUGUUAAUCAGCAGCAAAGGUUUCUUUUAUAUGCACAUACUAUGGUAUUUAAUAUACCAGUCGUGGGGCACUGAUUGUAACGAAAGUAAAGUCUAUCAGAGAAUGGGUUCACGGAGGGACUCCGAUUAUACAACCCAAACACCUCAGGCGAGUGCUCUACUACUAGAGCUAUUCAUGAAUAAAACUCUACCAGUUGAGCUCUGUGAAUUUUAGUGUUUUACCUAAGACAAAAGAAAUAUGUGCGUUUUGAUGAUGCAGCGGGUUCAGGAUGUGUUAAAUAUUUAGAUCUCUCUCUCUUGAGAUAACUUGUGAUAGAUUAAUUUUGUUGAGCCAUCAGUACACCGGGUGGUGUGUUCAGGGCCGUGGUACUAGAGCUGAGAUCGCCGUAAGUUCAUAACUACCUAAGAUCACUUCGUGGAACAGGGACCAGGUCUGUAAAAUGGCAACCUUUAUCUGGCAGCUCAUUUCGUUCAUGCAUUCAUUAUUCAUGUAUGGUCUAACCGUCUGUGUGUCUGUCUGUCCGUCUGUCUGUUUUACCUCCAGUGUUUAGGGGUUUUUCUAGAUUCAAGUGCUUGAUUGAAUUUGUAAUUUGUAUGUCUGUCCACCAGUCUGGAAACUAAAUGUUACUUGUAGCUUCAAGUGAUAUCUUGACGAAUAUUGACUGCUUGUUAAUAGUGGGCUGAAUUUGUUACGCCAGUCAAGUCAUUGUUGAGCAGCCAUCUCAGGAACCACCAGAUUAUGUCCCUGGGCCCCAUUCUACGAAGCGAUCUUAGCCCUAAGAUCACCUUAAGUGCAAAACAACCUUAUGCACUUGAGGUGAUCUUAGCACUAAGAUCGCUUUGUGGAACAGAGCCCUGGUAACAAUUAUUAAGUGUUAUCUAUAUGCACACAGAAAAGACAGUGCAGUUUUUCCAAUGAGCAAAAUAUAGGAGAAUUGGGGAUCACUCUUUACAAAUGGUGCUAGGUAAGCAGUCCCAUGAAGUUGGAAAUAAAAUUUAGAUUUGUAUUGCAAGGCGAUUAGUUUGCCACUUUCUUAAAACGUUUUCCAGGUGAGUAUGCAAAGAGUGUGCAAAGACUGCCAUGUGAACACAAAAAAUCUUAUCUGUGCAACCUUUGUAAUUCAGAAAAUUGGCUAUGGCAAAAUCAAAUGCUGUGGUAAAAGUAGUUUGGUUCAGCUAAAAUACACUUUGUUUCAGCAUUUGAGUUUUAAAUAACUGUCCCUUCAUUCAAGUUGCAUUGGGUGAAAAAAAAAAACACACCAUAAAGUGAUUCCAUUAUACCUCAGCUUUUUACAUGGUAUUGCUGAAUGAUGACACAAAUUGCUGCUGUGUGAACACCGAUAAAAAGACUGUACCCUUGUAUGAAAAUAGAAAUUGUGAAUAGAGUUAUCAUUAUCAUUAAAGAUUCACAAUAUUUAUAGCCAAUAGCAAUUUGUUGUAGAUCUUAAAUAGUGAAAGAUACAUGGUGUUUCUUUCGUAAAAUGUUAAUUUCUGCAGGUUCUUCUUGUUGAUUUGUUUUUCUAGUGUUUUUAUCAGUCCAAAACAGGCUACCAGUGUUGUUUUUGUUUUUGUUUUCUAUUGAUGAGAUGGGGUAUUGUAGAAUCUACUGAUUUAUAAAGAUCCUCAGUGCCUGUCGUAAAUUUGCCCAUAAUUGUAUGUUAGUAAAGUGUGUCCCGUGAUGUGAUUAAUACCAGUUUCCACUAUACAGGUGGUUUGAAGGAGAGCAUACCGGUUUCCACUAUACAGGUGGUUUGAAGGAGAGCAUACCGGUUUCCACUAUACAGGUGGUUUGAAGGAGAGCAUGUACCUUUAACUUGCAGCUUAACAUUAUUAUAGUGCUCUGAGACCAGUUACAAUUAAACCUGCUUUACACACAUUUCUUCGUUAGGCUGCCUUUCCAUCAGUGCCGUUCUCUCUCCGCUGGCUAGUUGCUUGGUUGUUUACCCAUGCAGCUGGCACAUUUCCACUGAGGUAUUCCCAUGACAGGGUUCCUUCCCUAUUUCUCGUUCCAGCCGUGGUAUGUGCUAUCCUAUCUGAGGGUUGGUGCAUAUAAAAGAUCCCUUGCUACUAAUGGAAAAAUGUUGCAGGUUUCCGCUCUAAGACUAUGUAGGAGGUUUCCUCUAAGACUGUAUGUUGAAAUUACCAAUUGUUUGACAUCCAAUAGCUGAUGAUGAAUAAAUCCAUGUGCUCUAGUAGUGUCAUUAAAAAAAAAAAUCAUUUUAACUUUGGUUCGUUCCAUGACAUGAUUUUUUAGGUUUCCCUUGCAUAUGUGGCCAUACAGCUGGACAAACAUCGAUACAUGAUCCACUUUUAGUUUAUUCCACAAGGCUAGCACCCAUGUCAAUGGCAAGACAUCAGUGCAAAUCAGCUUAUUAAAUGUUUACAGCCAGAUGGCAGAGUUAACCGUAUGGCUAAAACCGCUGUGCUAGCUCUGGCAGUCGCCAAAUUCGCCAAUUGUCAAUUUUAAAAACCAUUGGCAUAUUUUAUUUUAAUUUGGCGAAAUAAUUGCAUGUAAUAAUUGAUAUUUUGUUAGUAAAUAACUGUGUUUCAGCCAUUUUUAAGUUCAAUAGACAAUUCGGCAAAAUUUUCUGGUCACCUAGAACUAGCCCUGAACUGCACUAGUGGAAAGGCAGCCGUAAACAGAUUCUUGCAUGUUGCCAUUAGAUGGAUUUCUGAAUAUUUUGGGAUUAAAUGUAUGCAGUUUCGAGUUCAUAUUAAGUUUGUUUUUCUCAUUAUCUAUGCUGAAGCACACUUCGGAAACAUGAAAUGAUGUAUGUCAUAUCCAAAGGUUCAGCAAAUAGAAGUGUAUCAUUGCCAUUGUGUAAUAUAUUUUCGUCAUUCCCAUCAGAUGAGUAUUUACUUAUGAGAAGACUUGAGAAGGUUCACUUUGAUAUAUGAAUCUAUUAUUUUUAUCAUUGAAAUUACAAUGGAAUUUCAUCUUUUACCACUUAAAGCAUUUUAUCAUUGUAUAAUUAUGAUUUAUAUUUUCUUCUUUUUUUUUUUUUAGAGUUUUAUUGAAAAAACGCACACAACACUCAAUAACAGAAGAAUGUUUGGGUGUUUUGUUGCCAAUUUUGUUGUUACAGUUGAAAAGUGUUUAUUAUUCAUAGAUUUAUGUGUCCCUGUAUGGAUAUAAGGAUUUUAAUGAAUCAGGUUGGUGUUUUGUGCAGAUGGUGUGUACAUAUUGUUGUGUACAAAUAACCUGCCUGAAUGAAUACAUGAAGUAAAAUGUUUUAAAAGUAAACUUUUUGUACAAAAUAAAAUUUUGUUGUUUUGUAA
Messenger RNA from Gigantopelta aegis, 17327 nucleotides. RefSeq lists its product as uncharacterized. Gene Ontology annotation, biological process: regulation of DNA-templated transcription. The coding region runs from base 638 to 12502 and encodes 3954 amino acids. The transcript is spliced from 22 exons. The record is from RefSeq and is a predicted model, not a curated record. NCBI's taxonomy places the organism in Eukaryota, Metazoa, Mollusca, Gastropoda, Neomphalida, Peltospiridae. Gene Ontology annotation, molecular function: histone H3K36 methyltransferase activity; protein binding. Gene Ontology annotation, cellular component: nucleus; chromosome.